Molecule: messenger RNA, 5121 nt
Organism: Panonychus citri (citrus red mite)
Lineage: Eukaryota; Metazoa; Arthropoda; Arachnida; Trombidiformes; Tetranychidae
Product: tyrosine-protein phosphatase 10D-like
Biological process (GO): protein dephosphorylation
Molecular function (GO): protein binding; protein tyrosine phosphatase activity
Source: RefSeq, a predicted model, not a curated record
CAACCAAAUCAGGUUGAUCGUUAGAAUCACAAUUAGCAACUUUAAUUGUUGCAACAAGUUGGUCUUUUAACUUUUAUUUUAAUGUUUUUGUUAAAUAAUCUAAACAAAUUCCUUUUUUACUUGUUAAAUUAAAGUGAAUCUAUUUGAAUUGAUGAUCGUUUAAACUCCAUUAACUUCCUAAGUGAAUGACCGAAGUGCUGAGAUUAUGGUGACCAUUGGAAAAAGUAUCCAUUUGUUGUGUCUACUUUUCUUUUCUGUAAAUGUUUCAACGUGUAGAAUAAGCAACAGUUUUAUUAAUUGAUUGGUGUAAUUAUUUCAUCGGUUUUAAUCAAUUUACCCUUUUGGAAGGUGUUAACGGCAAAGUUUCAAUUUAUCAACUAAUUUAUACAAAUAUCAAAAGUUAAAAUCUAUGUUCACCAUGAGCUCUACAAUGGUAGUGACAAGAACAACAAGAACAAAAAUAUCAACAUUAUUUGAAAGAAUUACUUGUAAUCAAAAUAAUAAUUGUAACCUUUUUUGGUUAAUCUUCUUGGUGUGAAUGAUACUUCUCAUCAGUGAACAACAACCUACAGAUUUUAGGUUAUUUUCCACCAUCUUUUUAUUCAUCUUAUUCCCUUUUCCCAAUUUCCUUUUCUACGCUUUUUUAAUAUUGACCUAAAAUGAUCACAAGGAAUUUUCUUCAUUAUUGUGAACCAUUUUGGAUUAUAUUGUUUUCUUUUAUUCUUGUUAACCAUCAUGCUGUUUAUAUAUGGGCUCAAAGUUUAACUGCGCCACCACCUAAUCCACCAAGAGAUUUACAAAUAGAAGUAGUUUCGGGUAAAAUUGUUCAUCUUGAUUGGAGUCCACCAACUUCCGGAUCAAUCACUGGCUAUGGACUUACAAUUGUACCUCUUUCAGAACAAGAUGAAACGGGUAUUCGUAAUCUUCAAGUAGCUAUAACAGAUGAUCUACCCUUAACUUUACGUGAUUUAACUCCAGGAGGAACUUAUGAGAUUCAAUUACAAUCAGUAAAUGGUAAUAGUUCUAGUAACCUUUUCCUGUCAGCCAAUUUUACCACCAAACCCAAUACACCGGGACGUUUCAUCGUUUGGUUUAGAAAUGAAACAACUUUACUGGUUCUUUGGCAACCUCCUUACCCUGCGGGUAUUUUUGAUCAAUACCGGGUGAGUAUUGAACCUCGAGAUGCUAUUCAGUCAGUUCUUAAUGUUGAUAAAGAAUCUGAGCCUCCGGGUCCAGCCCAAGCAGCUUUUUAUGGAUUAGUGCCUGGUAGAGCUUACAACAUUUCCGUUCAAACCGUUAGUCAUUCACAAAUAAGUACACCAACCGAAGCCAAAUACUGGACUGUGCCUUUACCACCAACAAAUGUUACCUUUGACCCUAACACGGUUGCUUCAAAUUCAUUUGAUGUUAAAUGGUCUCCACCUAAAUCAUUAUCUGAAUUUGAUCGGUAUCAAGUGUCACUCUCAAUGAAAAGCUCAAUACCCAAAUCAGUGCCUAAAGAUGCACCAAGAAUGGUUACUUUUAAUGAAAACCUGGAACCAGGUAAAACUUAUGAAGUGGUUGUGAAAACAGUUUCCGAUAAUGUGGCCAGUUGGCCGGUAACAGUUAACGUUACUACAGCUCCAUUGCCAGUGGCUCAUCUGAAAGCUCAUCCCGGUGAAGCGGGUGAGAUUAAACUUUCCUGGGCUGUGAAUAAUGAAUCAAUUCAAGAUUCAUUUAUGAUUAAAUAUCAUGAAUUGGAAGCAUUUAAUUCAGAUGGAUCGGUUCAGGUUGUUCAUGAUACCAAAGUGAUUCUUGAAAACUUACUUGAUGGUCGUAAUUAUUCAAUUACAGUGGUUGCUGUUAGCAAAGGAACAAAAAGUGAGGAAAGGAUUAUCUUCCAACCCACCAAGCCCGCUCCACCGGUUAUCGGAAUAUUAGAACCAGUCACCAAUCAUAAGCUCAACGUUUCCUGGAAAUCAGAUGUAACCAGUCGACAAGAUUCUUAUAAAGUUGUUUGGAUAAGAAAUGAUACUCGAGAUAAAGAGGAAGCAAUUACCAAAAACAAUUGGCUUCUAUUGGAAGGAUUGACUUCCGGUGGAUCUUAUACCAUAAAUGUUUCAGCCAUUUCUUAUGGUUUGGUCAGUGAACCUCACACUUAUUUCACCACAAUACCUCCUAGACCUCCAGGUGGACCACAAAUUGCCAAAGCAUCUAAUUCAACGGUCAUUUUAACAUGGACUCAACCAAAUUCAUCUCUAGUUGACCAUUAUAUUGUUCGUUACCGUCCAGUUGGGUCAACUUUUUGGCGUGAAAUGGGUGUUAUCAAUAUAACAACCACAGAAAUUCGUGACCUGGUUGCCGGUGAACGUUAUGUUUUCCGGGUUAACACAGUUUCCAACAAAGUAGAAAGUCCUGAUGUCCGAGAAAUUGAGCAAACCAUGUAUCCUAAUUCAGUUGAAUCAGUAACCUAUUCAAUAGGCUCUGAAAAUAUUACUUUCAAAUUAGUCACACCAUUAGGACGUGUUGAUUACUAUAUAAUAGUUUAUAAUACGGUUCGUGAACCAACUCAACAAAAUUCAAAGCAAGUGGCAGCGGGAAAUAAUACCCGAGUGGGAACUCUAAUGACCAUUGUAAUCGAUGAACUUACUCCGGGAGACAUGUACUCAUUUCGCUUCUAUGCCGUUAGCCAUAAUCUUCGCAGUGAAGGAAUCGGUGUUCAAACCAGAACAAUGCCUGUGAUAAACUCGGUAAUUAAUAUUGUUACCGAUGAACAAGAAACAAAAACACUGGGAAUUAAGUAUACUCCAACUCCUCGACGUAAUGUGAUCUUUGACCGUUAUCGUUUCCAACUUGUCAGUGAUCCGUCCAUACCCGCUCAAGAAAAGCUUCACAAUGAUACCUCUCGAUUGGUACUUUUUGACAACCUGAUACCAGGUCGAUUGUACAAUAUUUCAAUUUGGACAGUGUCCGGUGGUGUUCAUUCAGUUCCUAUCAUUCGAGAAGUUCGUCUCUUCCCAGAACCAGUUCGUUCACUUUCAGCAUUGAAAAUCGCCGAUACUGAGAUCACUUUAGUUUGGGAAGCACCAAUAGGCGAUAAAGAUUGUUAUGAGAUCACUUACCUUGACCCACAGAUAACCAAUCGUUUAGUAAGAAAUAUAACUUUCACAGAGAAAAUAUUUCAUUCUGGGCUGAAACCUCAUCAAAAUUAUUCCUUCGAAGUGACCUCACUAAGCGGCUAUGGAACCUCAACCCUUCUUAGAAGUUCACCAAUCUCUCAAACAUUUACCACCUCUGAAUCGAUACCUGGUCGUGUGGCUGUUUUUCACUCGCUCGAUGUUAAACCAAAUGAAAUCACCUUAAAAUGGGAUCUUCCCGCUUCCGAGCAAAAUGGUGUCAUCACCGGUUUCAACAUAUCUUAUUAUCCAAAGGGAAAUCCCGUCCUUAAGCAUCAAUCUUUCGGUCCAACUGAAAAUCAAGGAACCAUUUACCAGUUAAUUCCUGGUAAAAUUUAUGUCUUCCAAAUCCAAGCUCACACCAAAAUUGGCCCAGGAUCAAAAGCAACUUGGGAGGAAACGAUGCCCAUUUGGUAUCAAGUGAUUGAACCUUUCUACCCUUUCAAUGGCUCCCUGGUCGAGGAUUUCACCAUAGGUUCAGAGGAUUGUCUCAAUGCCAAUGCCAUUAAGAAAUAUUGUAAUGGUCCCUUAAAAUCUGGUUCUGUUUACAAGGUUAAGAUACGAGCCUUUACUGCUCCAGAUAAAUUCAAUGAUACACUUUAUUCAUAUCCCAUAGCCACGGAUCCUGAUAAUACUGCUCUUUACGUGGGAAUUUUCCUUCCCUUGUGUUUACUCAUUCUCCUUGGUUUUAUCGUCUUGGUACUGAAACGUAAACGUCUUGGACCAUUUAGUUCACGAAUCAUCAAGAAUCCAAAUAAAUCAUCAGUACCACAUAUGGGUGGUAAAGAAGAUGCUCUCUCAAUUGCUGAAAGUGAAAUAAUCACCAGUCGUCCAAUCAAAUUAAAAGAUUUCUCUGAACAUUAUCGUCUAAUGUCCGCUGAUUCGGAUUUCCGUUUCUCCGAGGAAUUUGAACUUCUCAAACAUGUAGGCCGAGAUAAACCCUGUACAGCAGCUGAUUUACCAGUUAAUCGACCUAAAAAUAGGUUCACCAAUAUCUUACCAUAUGAUCAUUCUCGUGUUAAACUGUUACCAACUGACGAUGAGGAAGGAUCAGAUUAUAUCAAUUCUAAUUACAUUCCAGGUUAUAAUUCACCUCGAGAAUUUAUUGUUACCCAAGGACCGUUACAUUCAACUAGAGAUGAUUUUUGGCGAAUGAUUUGGGAACAAAAUUCCCGAGCAAUCGUAAUGUUAACUCGAUGUAUUGAAAAAGGCCGUGAAAAGUGUGACCAUUAUUGGCCUUUUGACACUCAACCUGUUUACUAUGGUGACAUCCAAGUAACUGUACUCAACGAAUCUCAAUAUCCUGAUUGGACUAUUUCAGAAUUUAAAGUGAUGCGAGGAGAUCAAUCUCGAAUAGUUCGUCAUUUUCAUUUCACUACCUGGCCUGAUUUUGGUGUUCCCGAACCUCCAAUAACCUUAGUCAAAUUUGUUAGGUCAUUUAGAGAGCGGGUUCUACCAGACAGCAACAAACCUAUCGUAGUACAUUGCAGUGCUGGUGUCGGUCGAUCGGGAACCUUCAUCGCUUUGGAUCGGAUUCUACAGCAAAUCCAAAAAUAUGAUUAUGUUGAUAUUUUUGGAAUAGUUUAUGAAAUGAGACGCGAACGAGUUUGGAUGGUACAAAAUGAACAACAAUACAUUUGUAUCCAUCAAUGUUUACUUACUGUUCUCGAAGGAAAAGCCGAUCUAAUGGAUUCACCUCGACCCGAAUUACAUCUUAACCCUGGUUUCGAUGAUGAUGAAGGAAUUGCUGAAUCUGGAAUCUAAUCAUGAAUAAUAUUGUUUGAUUGUAGUAAUUUUCUCUCUCUCUCUCUCUCUCUCUCUCUCUGUUAAAAUGUAUGUAUGUAAUUUUUAAAGGAAUAGCCACAAUUUUCACUAAACAAUUUCCAAAUCAAAUUGACUCAAGAUAUGAAUACAAAUCAAUUCAAAUCCAUGGAAAUAUAACCAAAUUAAACUACUGAAAAAGAAA